Theobroma cacao (cacao) is the source of this 1167-nucleotide messenger RNA. Its product is annotated as Lactoylglutathione lyase / glyoxalase I family protein. Lineage: Eukaryota; Viridiplantae; Streptophyta; Magnoliopsida; Malvales; Malvaceae. The record is from RefSeq and is a predicted model, not a curated record.
CAAUGCUUUACUCAUUUUUUUUUGUCCUUUUGUUUUUCUCAGAUGCCCAACAAAUUCAUAUUUUUUACACAAUUGACUGUUAUUUUAUUGUUUCUUGCACAAUUAUCUAAAUUCUUGACUAGUGGAUGUGGCUUCUGUUCGUUUGAGAAAAAUCCUGAGCCAAGAAUUAAUGAAUGGUUUUACUUUGCUUAUGGGUUUGAAACAAAGUUGCGGAAUUAAAAAGGGGAAACGAGUUUAAGGGAAAAAAAGUGAAGCCAUGGCCUCUCUUCUCGGUCCCUCUGCGGCAAUUUCUCUGCAAUACAAGUUGAAUCGUACAAGUUUUAGUGCCGUCUCUACAAAUACACCAUCCCUAUUUCCCCAUACUGUUUUGGGGAACGGGAGAUAUCAAGGGUUAUGUUUCAAGACAAAAGCUACGGGUUCUGUUGAAGGAAGUGUACUUGAGAAAGAAUCAGCUAGUAUCAGUGACAAGAUAGAUUAUGGAGUUAUUGGUGUUCACCAUGUUGGAAUUCUGUGUGAAAACCUUGAAAGAUCGCUUGAAUUUUAUCAGAAUAUUUUAGGACUUGAAAUAAAUGAGGCUAGGCCACAUGAUAAGCUUCCGUAUAGAGGUGCUUGGUUGUGGGUGGGUUCCGAGAUGAUUCAUUUGAUGGAACUUCCAAAUCCGGACCCCUUAACUGGAAGACCUGAACAUGGGGGCCGAGACCGUCAUGCUUGUAUUGCAAUUCGGGAUGUAUCUAAGCUGCAAGCAAUCCUUGACAAAGCUGGUAUUCCCUACACACUUAGCCGAUCUGGGAGGCCAGCAAUUUUUACACGAGAUGCAGAUGCAAAUGCACUAGAAUUCACUCAAGUCGAUGCCUGAGAGUUUUAAGCACGUGUAGCCUGGAUUUCUAGAAAAUAUUGAGGUUCCUUUUUCUCCCAGGACAAAAAACAUGUACAUAAUAAUUGAUAUUGCCAAGUGUUUACACCAUUUUAUUGGUAUGGCAACUUGCUAUAGAUGAACAAGGAUGUAAAACUCAAAUCCCAAAAUCAGCUUACUUGAAUUUCCCAGUGAGAAUUUGGGAUGAUGAUCUAGAUCUUCUAUCAGUCAGAUAGGCUCUUCCUUUCUGGCUCUGUAAAAGUGUUACCCUGUUAUCUCAUGGUAUUCGCAAGUCGUGUUUGUUAAUUUUUUCA